Messenger RNA from Aureobasidium pullulans EXF-150, 631 nucleotides. RefSeq lists its product as uncharacterized. Bases 17 to 631 code for a protein of 204 amino acids. The record is from RefSeq and is a predicted model, not a curated record. NCBI's taxonomy places the organism in Eukaryota, Fungi, Ascomycota, Dothideomycetes, Dothideales, Saccotheciaceae. The transcript has 2 exons.
AAACAACACAACAAUCAUGGAAGCAUACAUGCCUGGUCGCAGAUGGCUCGCAGUGCCUGGAAGCGACAAGCAGAGCGCACUCUACGCUGUUGCGGCUGGUCUCGCCUCCCGUGUCGACAUGGAACGCCCUCUUGACUGGUCCGAAGGCACUCCAGAACGCGAGAUCCUCGACUACCUCAGACGUUUGACCACUGGUCCAGGCUCCCGCCUCACUGGCGUCAUGGAGUUGUCCACAAUCUAUAUGCUCGAGUCAAUUAUCAGAACCUGGAACGACACCCGUCAGGGAGGGCAGUACGGCCUCAUCGUCAAUGAUGAGCUCCUCAUUGGUGGCCGCAACUACCUCCACAUGCUCGCGGGAUCAACAAAGCUUCCCGAUUGUACCGUCGUUCUUCGUCAGGGCGGCCGCCGCUGGGAAGUCCUUGCUCACUUCACUGAUCCCAGGACCACGAAGAUCAUCAUCGAUGAGCUCCAGAAGCAUUCGUCAACCAUGCUACGUACAGUCGAGAAGCUGAAGGAGGAUCUUGAGAAGCUCCCCUCGCCUGCUCCUGCCAGCUUGACUGCCACCAUGGAAGUGCUUUUGGCUGCCCUGAAACUGGCCGCUGUUGCUGAAGACAAGGAGACCACUGCUUAG